UGGCAAUUGGCGGCCACAGGGCAGUAGGCAAACUGCUGAUUGCUGGCCUGAAUGGAGGCUGAGUAGUGUUAGCUUCGUCGUUAGUGAUUAAUAAUAAUUAACUUAUAAGCGUGAAUGGUCUUACCACUGACAUUCGCGUCUUAAAAUUGACAUGUGGCAGUGAAUAAACUAGUAAAUCUUAUUAGUUAAAAUGUUUAGAAGUAAAAUAAGGAUACACACAUGCCGAAUUAUCCUCCUUACAUCGCUUGUGUGGUUGUUAGUUGAUGUUGCAAUACUAACUUUUUAUUCCGACUGUUUUGGUGAUGGUUGCAACAAGAAAACAACAAACGAUUAUGGAUUAAGUGAUGUAGAAGAAUUAAGAGGCAAAAAGGCUGCCAUAGCUGCUGGAUUACAUAGAGAUGUGGGUGAUGAUGAUACAAAUCUGGAGGAGAAUGAGGUAGAGCCAGAAGUUGGUGAUGAUGGGUUAAAUUUGCCCUCAUAUCCAAGAUCUAGGCUUAAGAAGUGGAAGCCUUCUCCACAAAUAAAACCUCAAGGAGACAUCCCAGGAGAAAUGGGCAAACCAGUAAACAUUCCAAUAGAACAGGAAAAGAUAAUGUUGGAGAAAUUUCAGGAAAAUCAAUUUAAUUUAAUGGCUAGUGACAUGAUCUCGUAUAAUAGGUCAUUGACUGAUGUUAGAUUUGAAAAGUGUAAAGAUAAGCCAUAUCCACAACUACUGCCAACAACAAGUGUUGUGAUAGUUUUCCAUAAUGAAGCGUGGUCUACACUGAUAAGAACUAUAUGGAGUACAAUAAAUAGAUCACCGCGGCCACUUUUGAGGGAAAUUAUAUUGGUUGAUGAUGCAAGUGAGAAAGAACAUUUAGGCAAGAAGUUAGAAGAGUAUAUUAAAACACUGCCAGUGCCGACGCAUUUGUUUCGUACGGAGAAUCGUUCGGGUCUAAUUCGCGCGCGACUCCUCGGCGCGAAACACGUGAAAGGUGACGUCAUCACCUUCUUGGACGCUCAUUGCGAGUGUACAGAGGGUUGGUUGGAACCGCUCCUCGCGAGGAUCGUUGAAGACAGGACUACAGUUGUAUGUCCGAUCAUUGAUGUUAUUUCGGACUCAACAUUCGAGUACAUUCAAGCUUCGGACAUGACGUGGGGCGGUUUUAAUUGGAAACUCAACUUCAGAUGGUACCGCGUACCAGAGCGUGAAAUGGCAAGAAGAGGUGGUGACCGAACAGCUCCUUUACGCACGCCUACAAUGGCUGGUGGCCUUUUUGCCAUCGACAGGGAAUAUUUCUACAAAAUCGGCUCUUACGACCAGGGGAUGGACAUCUGGGGUGGAGAGAACUUGGAGAUGAGCUUCAGGGUGUGGCAGUGCGGCGGGCGCCUUGAAAUAGUGCCUUGCUCUCACGUCGGCCACGUGUUUCGUGAUAAAUCGCCGUACUCAUUCCCCGGUGGAGUUCAAAACGUGGUCCUCCAUAACGCGGCAAGAGUUGCCGAAGUGUGGAUGGACGAAUGGGGAGAGUUCUAUUACGCCAUGAAUCCAGGUGCCUUGAACGUGCCCGUCGGUGACGUCACUGAACGGAAGGCUUUGCGGGAGAAGCUGAAAUGCAAGAGCUUCAGAUGGUACCUGGAGAAUAUUUAUCCGGAGAGUCAGAUGCCUCUUGAAUAUUAUUAUUUGGGAGAGAUUCGAAACGCUGAAACGUCUAAUUGCCUUGACACGCUGGGCGGGAAAGCUGGACAGCCUCUGGGAAUGGGAUACUGUCAUGGAAUGGGUGGAAAUCAGGUAUUCGCAUAUACAAAACGCAAGCAGAUUAUGUCUGAUGACAAUUGCCUUGAUGCGGCUCACCCGAGGGGUCCAAUUAAGCUAAUCCGGUGUCAUGGGAUGCGAGGAAACCAGGAGUGGACUUAUGACGCUAAGUUGCGCACGAUAAAGCACUCCAACACGGGUAUGUGCCUUACAAAGCCCGAGUCGGCGGAUGUAUGGAAGCCGGUCCUGAGGGCGUGUGAUAAGUCAAGGGGACAGCAAUGGCUGAUGCAACUUGACUUCAAGUGGCAAGCCCGUCGCAGCUAGUGCACCUCGAUAAUAUUUAACAACGAUAGACCACAACAGUCUUCCCCUAUCGUUAUAUAUUAGAUUCUUUUAUUCCUAUGUCUAGUUUUAUAACGACUUUGCCCAAUUUGACAAUACAUCUCGUAUUUCCUGAUGUUGCUCAAACUGUUUGUUUGCUCUUGGAAUUAUUUAGCGUAAGAUUGUAAUGGUACGAUGGUAUUUUGAGAUUAAAUCCACGUUGGAAAUUUUUGCGUUAUCAACGUUUUAUAAGUGUUUCUAAUCGUGUUCAAAUACGCAAAUAAAUAAAUUAUAUAAGCUAAAUUUAAAUUUUGGAAUUAGAUACAGUUUUUAGCAGUUCCAAUAUUUAAUACAUCUAUAUUUAAGAUGUCUUCAAAAAUUUGAUUAAUACAUGUAUGUAUAUCAUGUCCAAUAACUCCAAAGGCAAAAUGAGCAGCUUUUUAGUUUUCUUUAUCUUUCUUCUUUAUUUAAAACGCCUUAAAAGCUUAUGUAUUUAGGUUAAUAUUGUGUGAGUUAUACAUGUCCGAAUACUGAAAGGUCUUCCAAAUAAUUUCCGUAAUUUGAUUUUUGCGUAUUUGAAUUAUUAUUAGGCUAAAGGAAUUUCGAUAAUGCCCAUUUGAGUUUUGAGGUGUGAAGUGAUAAGUCAAAAGUUGGCGUUUUCCAGAAAUUAUCACGAAUUUAUUGUUAAUGUUCCAUAAUUGUUUAACGCUUAUUUCUGUUUCGAGUUCUGUGACUGUUGAAGUUUUCACGAGAUUUUACAUUUCCAUUUAUUUUCUCGAUGAACAAUUGACAGUUUAGAAUUACAUUUUUUCAAUUACAAACAGAAUUGUUUGAUAUGUUUUUUGAAUGUUUCCCUUAUUUCAGUUUGGUUUUGGAAUUCUACGCGUCACCUUAAUUUCGUUUUCCUCCUCUCUUGGAGACUUACGCUUUAGAAAACAUCCCUUGUUACAUAUAAACUUAAAUUCUUUAUAAUUAUUUGUUAACGUCCCAAAAAAAAAAAAACCAAUUUUUACACCUUUGUAAUAAGAUGUCAUUUUGCUAUCGAGGGAA
Messenger RNA from Pieris brassicae (large cabbage white), 3103 nucleotides. It is a transcript of the gene Pgant5, whose product is annotated as polypeptide N-acetylgalactosaminyltransferase 5. NCBI's taxonomy places the organism in Eukaryota, Metazoa, Arthropoda, Insecta, Lepidoptera, Pieridae. The record is from RefSeq and is a predicted model, not a curated record. Bases 191 to 2056 code for a protein of 621 amino acids. The transcript has 14 exons. Gene Ontology annotation, cellular component: Golgi apparatus.